CAGCAAAGCGGAAGCGUGAAAUUUUUUUAUUCAGCUUCAAGGGCUUACUCAAACUUUUCAGCAAUCACCACGCUAAAGAAGUUUAAAAGAAGGCAUGUUGAUUUUGAAAUACUUUUCUCUUUUGAGGAUUUUCCAGCUUUCUAAUGUUUCCCUGCUUUGAAGAUUCUGCUAACACCAACUUUUGAUCACAAUGAGAAAGCUUACAAGAAACUUUCAGGAGUUUUCUGCUGACUACUUUUUGUGAAUCCUGGGCCGGCAUAAGGAAGUAGCAAACUGCAAGUACCAGCUGUUCAGGGCGUUAAAAAAACUGUUGUUUAACUGUAGUUUUUAGUAAGUAAAAGGCUGUAUGGAACAGGCAGAAAAGUAGGGAUUCAUGCAACAGUCAGUAAUAUUUCAGCUGAUUAGUUUGAAGCAGAUUUGCCUUGCCAAAAAAGGCUCUUUGUGUAAAGAAUAAGUAGGCUUGCUGCUGAAAAAGUCCUGCAGUAUGAAACAUGAUUCAAAAUCUUCCUAGUUCUCCUGUGUUCAAGCUGUAAACUUUGACAGAAAUUAGCGUUACAGACAACUAAGAAAGAUAGCUGUAUAUUAUCUGGAGCAUCUACUUACUUCUAUAUGAUUUGAUUUAUUCAACGAAAUGAAAGACGUUGAAAGUAAUUUUAUAGAAAUGAACCAGCAUUUUUUCUUGGAAUUUUAGUGUUGCUGCGACUCGACAAACAUGGAACCAAAUCAAAAUUCUGACUGCAAUCUAGGGAUAGAAACAGAAGCUGGCUCAGUCCAGCCUCCCUUCCCUACAUUUUCUAUGAAAACCCUUUUUGGAUUUACAACUAAAUUGGAAUCAGGCACUCCAAAAGAGCAAGCAGUUCUUAAAGGAUUUCAAAAUGUCAACAGGCAUAUUGGCAGCUGUGUUGACAAUCAGAAAGACAGUAGUAGUAUCAAUGCAGAUGAUACAGAUACAGACCAUCUACUUCCAGAAAUUUUGGAGGUGGAAAGAAGCAACAAUGUUCAAUCUACUCCAGAAGCUACUAGUGGCAGCAUGUUUGCUCUGGGAACUGCUGCUGCCCAAGUUGUGGUUGACUGUGUUCCAAAUGAACAAGAAGCCGUUGCUGAUGCCUCAGACAACUGCAAAAUUAUUAUUGGAUACCCUGAUGACUCCAAAGUUAAAAUAAAUUCUGAAGCAAGCAUUGGUGUUCUAGAUAGGGCCAAUGGCUGUGGCCCAGCUGAUUUGGAAGUGCAGGAAACAGAACCUAAUGAGCCACCUCUUUCACAUACAGAUGCUCUAUAUUCUCCUUUGUCUGAAUUCAGCAAACAAGUUGACAAGGAUUCCAUUAUUAUUCAGAGUGCACUGGUUCAUCCAGCAAGUGACACAAGGUUGGACAAUGAGGCUACAGACCCAGACAAUCAUGAAAAUGUAGCAAACAAAAUUUCCUUAAAUGGUACGGUGUCUUUGGAUGGUAAUAACCAGAAUACAGAGGAGAAGGAAACAGGAGCAGUAUGGAGAGGAACUGAUGGUACUAUACAUGGAAAUACAGCAGAGGAUAUUUUACCAAAUUCCAAACUGCCUUCAACAGAAAUGGAUGAUACACUCCAUGAAAUUUGCUUAGAUACAAAUAAUACAACACCAAACAGUGAGAAGAGCUGUAGCUCUGCUGAUGCAGAAGAAAAUGCUCAGGGGGCUGGAAAAGACCAGAGAUCUCUUGCAAAUAAUUCCAGCACUGAAUCUCUCCAAAGACCAGCUACAAAUGAGAAGACCUUUCAGCUUCCUGCCUUCUUUAGUGGAUUACGUGUGCGGAAGAAAGGAUUUUCUGCAGAGGAGGAAACCGUUACUGAAAUUAAAGAGAAAGACAGUGACUUAGCUAUGCUUAAGUUAAGACAGCCUGUUAAAAAUGCCAGUAUUGCUCCACAGCCAGUUACUAAAAGGAAACUAAUGGAGCCUAAAAAUACUCCCACAUUUCGGGAACAACUUUCUCAAUUCUUCGGGCCUAAAACUGAGGAUAAAGAUGCUGGUGAGGUAAUACGUGAAUCUGGAAAUAAUGAGGAUAGCCAAGAAAGCAAAUUUCCAAGUGUGGAGCCUGCUUGCACCUCUGAAGAGGCAAAGCCAAGUCCUGCUGAGUCUGCAUUGGAUGCAUUUAAAGCUUUAUUCACACGCCCUCCCAAAAAAGAGACCACUGCUGACACUUCAGAACUGGAAGCAAUAAAGCGCAAAAUGAGACAUGAAAAAGAAUCACUGAAGGCAAUAUUUGAAAGAUCUAAGUUAAAAUCUGGUGAUGGAGCUACUGAUACAAAACCAACUGAUGUGGUCCUCUCAGAACAGGAUGACAAGACACCAGGAAGACUCCAGACUAUCUGGCCACCACCCAAAGCAAAGGAUGAAGAAGAAAAAGUAGGAUUAAAAUAUACCGAAGCAGAAUACAAUGCUGCUAUUUUGCAGUUAAAGAGGGAGCACAAAGAUGAAGUUGAAAAAUUGAAGUCUGAGUUUGAACUCAAAGUUUUCCAUGUUCGAGGAGAGUAUGCUUUAUUAGUAGCAAAACUUGAGGAAGACAUCAAAAAUUUAAAAAAUGAACUGGAAAAUAAAUUCUACAGAAGAAGUGAAGAAACAAAGGAUAUCUGUGUAUCCACUGAAGAUGAUCACCCACCAAAAACAUACAGAAAUGUAUGUAUACAGACAGACAGAGAAACUUUUAUAAAGCCAAAUGAAGAUGAAAACCGGACAGUCAAGAAUAACCAAAUAAUACCUAAGAAGCUUACUAUACCAUUUUUGAAUAGUAGCAUUUCUUCCUCAACUGAUCAUAAAGAAACAUGCAGUUGUAGCCAUGCCUCAGGAAGUAUUGUAUCUCAGCAGGAUCAAAUGUUGCCACCACCACCACCACCUCCACCUCCUCCACCUCCACCUCCUCCUCUUCCAUCUUCACUGUCUGGUUCAGUUCCUCCACCAACAACUUUGGGAACUAUACAUCCUCCUCCUCCACCACCACCACCACCAGCACCACCACUUCCUGCAGGUUUUGAAGGCCACCAGCUAACACCGCCUCCUCCACCAGGACCACCUCCACCUGGAACAGGGCUGCUUCCACCUCCUCCACCACCUCUCGGAUCUAGUUUCCUUUUGUCUUCAAGUCAAGGUCCUCGGAAACCUGCAGUUGAACCUUCUUGUCCGAUGAAGCCACUCUAUUGGAACAGAAUACAAAUAAACGACAGCAGUGCAAAUUCAGCACCAACUCUAUGGGACUCAUUAGAAGAACCCAGCAUAUUUGAUACCAUUGAAUUUGAAUACUUAUUCUCCAAAGAAACAGCUCAGGAAAAGAAAAAGCCAUUAGCAGACUCUUAUGAAAAGAAAACAAAAACCAAGAAGAUUAUCAAGCUAUUGGAUGGAAAGAGAUCCCAAGCUGUAGGAAUCCUGAUAUCUAGUUUACAUUUAGAGAUGAAGGACAUACAACAAGCUAUACUAAAUGUGGAUGAUUCAGUAGUUGACCUGGAAACACUUGAAGCACUGUAUGAGAAUAGAGCGCAAAAGGAGGAACUGGAGAAAAUAAAGCAGCACUAUAACACUUCAAAGGAAGAAGAAGUAAAACUUUUGGACAAACCAGAACAAUUUUUAUAUGAAUUAUCCCAAAUCUCCAAUUUUGCAGAACGUGCCCAAUGUAUAAUAUUCCAGUCUGUCUUCAGUGAAGGGAUAACUGCAGUGCAUCGUAAAGUUGAUAUUGUUAAUCAGGUUUCUAAGAGGUUGUUGGAUAUGAAAAGUGUGAAAGAAGUUUUAGGCUUAAUUCUUGCUUUUGGAAAUUACAUGAAUGGAGGGAAUAGAACACGUGGUCAAGCAGAUGGAUUUGGUUUGGAAAUACUUCCGAAACUAAAGGAUGUUAAAAGUAGGGGUGCUGGCAUCAGUCUUGUGGAUUAUGUUGUGAUAUAUUACCUACGCCAUUUUGAUAAGGAAGCAGGAACAGACAAGAGUGUGUUUCCACUGCCAGAACCACAGGAUUUCUUCCAGGCAUCGCAAGUUAAGUUUGAAGACAUAAUAAAAGACUUAAGAAAACUGAAGAGAGAUCUAGAAGUUUGUGAAAAACAGAUGAAAGUGGUUUUCCAAGAAUCACCUGAAGAACAUCUCCAGCCCUUUAAGGAUAAAUUGGAAACAUUUUUUCUGAAAGCUGUAGAAGAACAUAAGGCAGAAGAGAGCCAUUUACAGAAUGCACAGAAGGGCUUUAAAGAAAUGGUGGAAUAUUUUGAGAUAAAGCCAAAGCCUGGAGAGAAGGAGACCAUGCCAAACCAUGUUUUCAUGGUGUGGUACGAGUUCUGCAGUGACUUUAAGUCCAUUUGGAAACGAGAGAGCAAAAACAUUUCCAAAGAAAGACUGAGAGUAGCUCAAGAAUCAGUGAGCAAAUUAACUGCGGAAAAGAAGGUGGAAACCAAGAAAAUUAAUCCUACUGCCAGUCUGAAAGAAAGACUACGUCAGAAAGAAGCCAGUGUGACCACCAACUGAAAGAAGACACAUGAAAAUAAUGACAGUGUGACUUAA
Molecule: messenger RNA, 4504 nt
Organism: Varanus komodoensis (Komodo dragon)
Lineage: Eukaryota; Metazoa; Chordata; Lepidosauria; Squamata; Varanidae
Product: formin-like
Exons: 17
Coding region: 713-4468 (1251 amino acids)
Biological process (GO): actin nucleation
Cellular component (GO): nucleus; actin filament; endoplasmic reticulum membrane
Molecular function (GO): microtubule binding
Source: RefSeq, a predicted model, not a curated record